Perkinsus marinus ATCC 50983 is the source of this 1664-nucleotide messenger RNA. RefSeq names its product elongation factor 1-alpha, putative. Gene Ontology annotation, biological process: translation. Gene Ontology annotation, molecular function: GTPase activity; GTP binding. The transcript has 15 exons. Bases 1 to 1623 code for a protein of 540 amino acids. The record is from RefSeq and is a predicted model, not a curated record. NCBI's taxonomy places the organism in Eukaryota, Perkinsozoa, Perkinsida, Perkinsidae.
AUGAUAGGUCCUGCAGAGCGUAUGAAGAGUCAUGAUGAAGUCGUUGAGGAGGUCCAAGGACGAGUGAAGGAUGUAGGGCUUCUGCCCAAGGGAAGGGUGCAGCAGUUAGUGCGGCAGUCAUCUCGGUCGUUAUCUCGGGCGGAAGAGCUAGUGAAGCAAGACGUGGAGGAGAUGAAAUCGAAUAAAGAGGAGAUGAUGACACAGGUAUCUGAGGUUCUCGUGCGGAAGAUACAAAAUAGGUCGGAUACUGUCCAUCAGGCUCUGCAUAUUCCUAAGAUGUGUCUGGUCGUUGUUGGUCACGUGGAUUCCGGCAAGAGCACUUUGAUGGGACAUCUUCUAGUAGAACUAGGUAACAUAUCAUCACGAGAGAUGCAUCGGUUCACUAGAGAUGCCGCAGCAUGCGGUAAGCAGAGCUUCGAGUAUGCCUGGGUGUUAGAUGAAGGCUCGGAUGAGAGGGCGAGAGGCGUUACCAUAGACGUUUGUGUUAAACACUUCACCACACCUAAGGGGACUAGGGUAACUCUUCUGGAUGCUCCCGGUCAUAAGGAUUUCGUCCCCAACAUGCUCCUGGGAGCAGUCCAAGCGGACUUCGCUAUAGUGCUGGCUGAUGUGAAGGACUUUGAUAAAGGAUUCACUCGAGGGGGUCAAACCAAGGAGCAUAUAAGGUUGUUGAGAGCCCUCGGUAUCAACAGGAUUAUAGUGGCCAUCAAUAAGAUGGAUCUAGUCGAUUACUCCCAAGGUCCUUAUAACAGAGUCCGUGAUGAGCUCGAGAAUUUCAUAGGAGGGGAGUGCAGUUUUAAAAGCCACAAUGUUUCCUAUAUACCAACGGCGGGCUUUGUCGGAGAGAAUCUGGUGACUCGAGAGAAUCCCAAGCUAAUGUCAUGGUGGCAAGGUGACACGUUGGUGACAGCUAUCGACAAACUUGCAGAGUCGGCUUCUACUGAUAGUGCUGUUGCCACGAAGGCAUCGCUCUCUGCUCCCUUGAGGAUAGCAGUGGCUGAUGUAUACAAGUCCAGCAGUGGGGCUCAGAUAUCAGGUCGAGUUGAGCAAGGAACAUUCAAGAGCGGGCAGAAGAUCGUUGUGCUUCCUGGUCGGGGAGAUGACUCGAGUGUGUGUACAAUCAGAAAUGUAUACCGUAAUGGUGAAGACGUACAGAUGAGUGUUAAUGCUGAGGGGUACCCUGGAGACUAUAUCGAUCUAGCAACACUGCAAGGUGUGGACCCGUACAUGGUCAUCAGAGGUUCGGUGCUCUGUGCUGCUGCUGCCAAUAGCACAGCCUGCCAAGUCUCCACAGUCAUACGAGCUAAGAUUGUUGUUUUCGAUACCUCGGUACCGAUCGUGAAGGGUCAGCAGGUCAUGUUGUAUGCUCAUGCGUGUGUGGAAUCUGCAACGGUAACUAGAUUCGUUAGGCUCGAAGGGAAGAAGGCUCCACCCCCAGGAGUUCGUGCUAAACCCAUCAAGUGUUUGACCAAAGGGGAUUGUUGCACAGUGGAAUUGACGUUGCAGCAUCCGAUCUGUACGGACCCUAUAGGCCACAAGGGGUCGCUUGCCAAGGCAACGAGUUUGUCGAGAGUCGUCUUACGUGACCGGGGGGAGACUGUUGCAGCAGGAUUGAUAGUUUGAAUUAUACACACUUUACUAUACAUUUCCUGUCACAUUGCUCG